AUGACGGGGCCAAAGAUCAUCAUAAUUGGUUCUGGUGCCUUUGGACUCAGUUCAGCCCUUCAUCUCGUGGAAAACGGAUAUGAAAACAUUACAGUCUUUGAUAGAUUAGAUCUUUUCAAACUAGGUUAUAUCUUUGACAAUGGAGCAGACACUGCGAGUGCUGAUGUUAAUAAAGUGUUCAGGGCUUAUUAUGGGGAUAAGGAUCAUUAUCAUAGACUGGCAUUAAAGGCUAAAGAUAUCUUUACGAGAUGGGAUAAGGAAUUAAAGAGUUAUUCGAAAGAGGAAGCUAAAGAGAAGUUCAACAUUGAUGUCCAGAAAAUUAUUGAGAACUCUGGAUGGUUAAGAUUGGAUAAUACUAAAGAAUUGGCCGAUGAAGAACGUAAAAGUUUGGAUAUCUUUGCAAAGACUGGUAUAAGAGAUACUCAAUACGUGAUAAAUGACCCUGAGGAUGUUGAAAGAGCUCAAAGAGAUGGAUGGGCUCAUAAAUUAGAUCCAUUGAAAAUUAAAGAGAAUCCUUUAUUUGAACACAUUAGUGGGGUUUUAGAUUCAACUUCUGGAAUUUUAAGUGCUUCAAAUGCUUGCUUAUACGUUAAUACCCUAUUGAGAUCAAAAGGUGUGAAUUUCAUUACUGGUGAAGAAAAAGGUCAAGUUAGUCGCUUCAUUGAAUCUUCUGAUGGUAAGGUUUCAGGAGUUGUCACAAAAGAUGGUGUUGAACAUUCAGCAGAUUUAGUCAUUUUAGCUGCUGGUCCAUGGUCUGCUUCUUUAUUACCUGAAUUGGGUGGGUUGAGUGAGGCACAUUCAGGUAAUGUUGUAUUGAUUAAAGUCCCAAAGGAGGAACAAAUACUAAGAGAGAAAUUUUCUCCCAAGAACUUCCCAAAUAUUGGAUGGAGACUAGGUGAAUCUCGUGAAAGUUCAAGGUUUGGAGGGUUUGGUAUAUUCCCAAUAUCUGAACCUCAAGGUUAUGUUAAAAUCAUCUCAAGACAAAAAAAGUACUUGAACCCAGUCAAACUUCCAAAUGGCACUGUCGUUUCUGUUCCAUUGACUUCAAAUUCAUCACCUCCUGAAUCAAGAUUAUCCAAACAUAUGAUUGAUCAAGUUAAGGAUUUCAUUAAAGUGUUCGUUCCUGAGUUGGUGAAGUUUGGUAUUUACAAAACUCAACUUUUAUGGUACACAGAUACCAUCAACAAUGAUUUCAUUAUCGAUUUUGCCCCAAAAAGAGAAAACUUGUUGGUUGUUACAGGUGGAUCGGGUCAUGGGUUCAAGUUUUUACCUGUUUUAGGUCAAUUUGUUGUUGAUGUUUUAGAGAAGAGAGAGAAUGAGUACACAAAGAUCUUUAAAUGGAGAGAUCCAUCAAAAUUUAAUGAUUUAAACAAGAUUGGAGAUAUCAAGACAGGUAAAAGUUCAUUCUAUGAUCAAGACUUAAGUAAUGUGAGUGAUCUCAAAUUUACUGAAGAAGAUUUGAAAAGAAAAGUUGUUAUAGACUAG
Hansenula anomala is the source of this 1485-nucleotide messenger RNA. RefSeq names its product NAD(P)/FAD-dependent oxidoreductase. The record is from RefSeq and is a predicted model, not a curated record. Lineage: Eukaryota; Fungi; Ascomycota; Saccharomycetes; Phaffomycetales; Wickerhamomycetaceae. The coding region runs from base 1 to 1485 and encodes 494 amino acids. Gene Ontology annotation, molecular function: sarcosine oxidase activity; flavin adenine dinucleotide binding. The transcript has a single exon.